Psylliodes chrysocephalus is the source of this 1506-nucleotide messenger RNA. The record is from the annotation of a GenBank genome assembly. NCBI's taxonomy places the organism in Eukaryota, Metazoa, Arthropoda, Insecta, Coleoptera, Chrysomelidae.
AUCAGAAGCAACAAUUUCUAAAUAGUUGCGUCCGUGACUAUUAUAUUAAAAUUAUACAAUAAUGAAAUCGUAUGUGAGCGAAACUUCACCUGCCAUACUGUUAAAUAUUUCUCCUUUGUUAUGUUUCUUUUCGAAAAUUUAUAAACUGCAAUCAACAAUAAUAAAUCGUGAUGAUUCUUUUUUCUCAGGGACACUUUCAAUAGAGUUACCUAUCUAUUUACGGAAUUUUAUUGUUUCUUUACGUUGUUAAUUAAUAUUACAGUAGUGAUUGGUGCACAAUGAUUUUAUUAAAAGUGUUGAGCAUAUUAUUCGUUUUUUGUUUUCAAAAAGUUAUUAAUAAUGAUUUCGCAAGUACCUUUUCACAUCCAAGAUGUCGCAGAAGUGUACCUCAUGGUCAAGUAAGUUUUGACCAAUUUAUGCGACAUGAAGAGAUCAACAAUUACAUAAGAUCGCUAGCCUACAGGUAUCCCAAGAUAGUUAAACUAGAACAUCUUGGUAAAUCAUAUGAAGGACGAGAUAUACUUGCCAUUAGGAUAUCAACGGGUAAUUACAAGAAACCAACAAUUUUUAUUGAAGCAGGUAUGCAUGGAAGAGAAUGGAUAGCACCACCUGUAGCUCUAUACGUUAUAUAUCAGUUAAUUGAAGUACCCCAAAAUUACGUUUUAUUUCAGCACGUUAAUUGGGUAAUUGCUCCAAUUAUGAACCCAGAUGGAUACGAAUAUACACAUGAGAAAGAACGAUUUUGGAGAAAAACGAGAUCAAGAGGAAACUCUUGUUAUGGUGUCGAUAUAAAUCGAAACUUCGGUUUUCACUGGAUGGCCACAGGAGCAUCUCAUCUAGAAUGCUCUGAAAUCUAUGGCGGCCCAAAAGCAUUUUCCGAAGUGGAAACUAUUAUCCUAGGAAAUUAUUUAUGGAAUAACAGAAACACUAUAAAAUUGUAUGUAUCCUUACACGGUUACGGUUCUUAUAUUUUAUAUCCAUGGGCUUUCACCACCGCCGUGGCUAAGAAUCAAAACGAACUGCACACAUUGGGAUUAGAAGUCAAUUCAGCUAUAAGUAGAGUGUAUGGCACGCGUUACCAAGUCGGAGCACCGCCUAGAAUUCUUUAUGCCGUAGCAGGAGGUAGUGCAGAUUACGCAAAAGGGGUAGCUGGUAUAGAUUUGGCUUAUACAAUUGAAUUACCCGCUGGAGGGCCUUACAAUUUUGAUCCUCCACCGAGUAAAAUCAGACCCACCGUUCAGGAAACUUGGGAAGGAUUUAAGGUUUUUCAUAGACAUAUUGAAAGGAAACAUGGAAAAGGUUGAAUUCUUUGGUCUUCUUCAUGAUAAAUUCUAAAAUCUCAAAAAUAUAAAUACAAUCAAAAAUCUUUAUUCAGACAGAAUCUAAAGAAGCGAUUGAAGCGAAGUCAUUAAUCCUGGCUAUACUAGGAGAUACCUACAUUCCAUGAUAUGACAAAUGAAAAUUAAAUAAACUGGGUAAUUUUAAUUUAUUAUUUGGUUCAUUUUU